UGGUUAUCGUUGUGGAAUACUUAAUAAAAUUAAUGUAGAGAUAACAAUUCCUAAUCCUUGGAAUGGUAGUCUUACAAAUUUAAAUGUAAACGAAGUAUACCUUCCCGGAGUAAAAGGUUUUGAAAGUGAAGAUAUAGGAGGUCCAGUUUAUAUACAAACCGAAAACAACGGAACUACAACUGCCCAAGCUCUUGGCCAUAUCACAAACCUUUUUAAUGAUAAUAGUACUGGUCGUAAAUAUUUUUAUUAUACGCCAAUAGAAAAAGUGCUAUCGGCAGGAAUUAUUAAGUUAUCUACUUUUCAGCAGGCAAAUGCCGGUAACACUAAUGUAACUCAGGCAAAUUCCGAUAACAUUAAUGUAACUAUGAUAAAAAAUUCAGAUCGAAAUAAUUCUAGAAAUUUAAUGAAUUCAAAAAUAACAGAUGAAAAAUCUAUUUACGUUUAUGCUGGAAGUAUAAUACGUGUAGGGAGCCCUAAUGGUGCGCGUUGUACAACCAAUUUUCCAGUAAUCAAACCAAAUGGGAUAAUAGGUAUAUUAACAGCUGGUCAUUGUGCAUAUGCAAAUAUAGAUUUUAAUGUUUACAUAAGAGUUAAAGGAAAAUUUGAGGAGAUAGGAGAUAUUCCUAAUAUGGCAGUGGGAGAUGAAGACGGUAAUGAUUAUGCCUUUAUAGAAUUAUAUACUUGGAUAUAUGGAGAUCCAAAAGCAUGUGUUCUUAAACCUGACCGAAAUGGUAUACUUCAACUGGUGCCGAUAACGUCGAUUUAUUCUCCCAACUUAGGAGAGUAUGUGUGUGGUUUUGGAGCUGUUAAUAGUUAUGUUUGUGGUGAAAUUGUGGAAAUUAAUGUAGCAGUAAAAUUUUGGCCUGAACGAGGAAGUGGUCCUAUUUUGGUGAGUGGCUUGAAUAAAAUAAAAACUGAAAAAAGUAAGUUCUUUAAUAAAGGAGAUAGCGGUGGACCUAUAAUUACUAGUGAAGCUUUAGCCAAAGCUCAUGCAGUUGGCUAUAUAGUAGGUGGCAUAAAGGAAUUUGGUGUUGCGUAUUAUAUGCCGAUAGAGAAAUCGCUAAAAGCUAUGGGUGGUUAUUCUUUAAUAAUAACAGAUUCUUGCACAUCAUAA
This is a messenger RNA of Racocetra persica, 1114 nucleotides long. Lineage: Eukaryota; Fungi; Glomeromycota; Glomeromycetes; Diversisporales; Gigasporaceae. The record is from the annotation of a GenBank genome assembly.